This is a messenger RNA of Sphenostylis stenocarpa, 615 nucleotides long. The record is from the annotation of a GenBank genome assembly. Lineage: Eukaryota; Viridiplantae; Streptophyta; Magnoliopsida; Fabales; Fabaceae.
AUGAGUGCUUCCACCACAAUCCAAUUCCUGAGUGUCUCGUUUCUUCUCUUGGUAUCAUUUUGGGGUGUUGAAGGGAAAAUUCCCCCAUCAUGCAAGAAAUUCGAGUGUCCCUCCUACGAUGUUACGAAAGAGGGCAACGAUUAUGAAAUUCGUCGCUACAAUUCACCUGUCUUCAUUUCUAACUCCCCCGUUUCAAACAUUUCUUUGGUUAAAGCUACAAGAGUUGGAGUUCUAAGGCUAUUCAGUUAUAUUCAUGGUAACAACACUGGUAAGAAGGUGAUUAAGAUGACAGCACCAGUUAUCAGUGAAGUCUCAAAUAGUGGAGGAAAUUCCUCAAUUGUUGUGAGCUUCUAUGUGCCAAAAGACAACCAAAAAGACCCUCCUUUGGCAAAUGGUCUCCAUGUUCAAAGAUGGAAACCUUCAUAUGUAGCAGUGAGACAAUUUGGUGGAUUUGUGACAGACACUAAUGUUUGGAAGGAAGUUGCAGCCUUGAAUGCUAGUAUUGCUGCCACCAAAUGGUCUGCUGCUACUCACAAAAGUUUCUUUGUAGCACAAUACAAUUCCCCUUUUGAAUUGUUCAAUAGAGUGAAUGAGAUAUGGUUCUUGUAUCAAUAA